This is a messenger RNA of Penicillium brevicompactum, 357 nucleotides long. RefSeq lists its product as uncharacterized. The record is from RefSeq and is a predicted model, not a curated record. Lineage: Eukaryota; Fungi; Ascomycota; Eurotiomycetes; Eurotiales; Aspergillaceae. The coding region runs from base 1 to 357 and encodes 118 amino acids. The transcript is spliced from 2 exons.
AUGUUCUUCCACAAGAUGUGCCCAUAUAGCACCGAUAACGUCGCCGAUGAACCCUGCGACUCGGCAAAAUACAACAUGUAUCUGGUUGCCCGGGCGCAGUAUUUGGAUAGUUUGACCCGCUCAUGGCCUGUCCUUUUUGGUCUCACAGCUGAUGAAGCAAUGAUUUCCUCUGAAGAAAAAGGCGCCCAAGAUUUAUUGAGGCAAAGAGGCCUUAACCCAAGCAUGAUUCUUACUUGGCAGUGCCCCAUCAUGCUCAUGGCUUGGUCAUGGGUAGCAUACACGAUUUCAAUCGUCGUGCUCAUUUCCAAACCGUUCAUCGCCCCAGCCAACACUGACACCGACCAGCGAAAGAUGUGA